UGCGCUGGGAGCGGCCAGUGUUACCCUGGGCGCACUGCCGGAUGGUGCGUCCCGGAUGGGGCGGGGCGGAUAGGAAACGGCGCGAAACCUGUGCGAAACCGCGCGUAGUCUCAUCUCGCUAUGGCGCAGAGCCGGGUCACCGACUUUUUCUUGUGCCGCCGCCCGGGGUCGGUGGCUCCGCGGAUCAAGGCAGCCUGUCGCACCCCGAGCCCCACCGGACCCUCGCCCGCCCUCGCCCCGGGCAGCAGUCGUAAGCGCGCCCGCCCGGCCGUAGCGCCCGGGGUUGAGCAGCCCGCGCCGCCCGCGCGCCGGAGACUGCGGCUGCGGGACGCGCAGGAUUCCUGUCCUGGUUCCCCCACACCCCCCAGCCCUCCUGCCUGUCAUUUGCUGCCCAAGAAGGUCAAGAAAAUCUCUGCCCCUGCCCCUGCCCCUGCAGCUCGGCGGUCUGUCUGUGCAGCCCCACCAGACAAGGUGCCCUCAAAGGACACUGUGUCUGAGCUUCAGGCAUGCCUCCAGCGGGCGCGUGAGCUGGGUGCAUGCGUCCAGGCACUGAAGGACCGGGCUCAGGAGGUUGCUGAGGAGCCCAGCUCUCCGGAGGCCACAGCCCCUGCAGAGCAGCCAUGUGGCGAGAAGGUGCCCGCCUACCAGCGCUUCCAUGCUCUGGCCUUGCCUGGCCCGCCGGGUCUCGUACUGCCCUACAAGUACCAGGUGCUGGCCGAGAUGUUCCGUAGCAUGGACACCAUCGUGGGCAUGCUCCACAACCGCUCCGAGACAGUGACCUUUGCCAAGGUCAAGCAGGGAGUCCAGGACAUGAUGCGCAGGCGCUUUGAGGAGCACAAUGUGGGCCAGAUUAAGACAGUGUAUCCCAUGUCCUACUGCUUCCGCCAGGAGCGUAAUGUCCCCACUUUCAAGGACAGUGUCAAGAAGUCUGAUUAUCAGCUCACCAUAGAGCCGCUGCUGGACGGGGAGGCCGGCGGCCCCACCCCCCAGCUCACAGCCUCCAGGCUGCUGCAGCGGCGGCGGGUCUUCAGCCAGAACCUGGUGGACCGGGUCAAGGAACAUCACAAGGCCUUCCUAGCUUCCCUGAACCCCCCCAUGGCCGUGCCUGAGGACCAGCUGACACGCUGGCACCCGCGCUUCAAUGUGGACGACGUGCCCGAUAUCGAGGCAGCCGAGCUGCCCCAGCCGCCCACCACGGAGAAGCUCACCACUGCCCAGGAGGUGCUGGCCCGUGCCCGCAGCCUGAUGUCGCCCAGGAUGGAAAAGGCCUUGAGGCAUGCUGCUGUGUGUGCAGCAGAGCCGAGCAGCCCUGGGUCCCCCAGCCAGACACUGCCAGCCACCCCUGCCAGUCCACCCACCAUCUCUCCCAGCACGCUGAAAGGCGUGUCCCAGGCCCUGCUGGAGCGGAUCCGUGCCAAAGAGGCCCAGAAGCAGCUAGCACAGAUGACACGGCGACCAGAACUUGAGCUGCGGCUGCAGCGGCUAGAGCGGCUGCCUGAGCUGGCACGUGUGCUGCGUGGCAUCUUUGUGGCUGAGCGCAGGCCUGCACUCACCAUGGAAGUGGCCUGCGCCAGGAUGGUGGGCAGCUGCCGAGCCUCGCUGAGCCUGGGGGAGAUGGAGAAGCACCUGCUGCUGCUCGCUGAGCUGCUGCCUGACUGGCUCAGUCUGCACCGCAUCCGCACUGACACUUACAUCAAGCUGGACAAGGCCGCCGACCUGGCCAGCGUCACCGCACGGCUGGCCCGACAGGCCCGCACUGAGGAGGGGCAGUGAGCUGACCGUCACAGGUGGAUGCCAGCACCCAGGGCGCUUCUUUCACUCCUAUCACUAGAUGUCCCCAUCCCUGAGGGCCACAGGUAGCACAGCCUGUGCUUCCUGCCAGCGUGGACUCCUGGGUCUCAUGCAGUGUGUUAGUGUUGCAUUUGUCCCUGUGUGGCUCUGUCUGCUGCCCGACUGCUCUGUAGUCCUUGGGCACUGCCCCAGGCAGGGAAGGGGCCCAGUACCUGGCGGGCUGCACAGGAAGUGGUGUGCAGGGCUGGCAGAGUGGUUGGCAGUGCUGCCCCAUCCACGUCCUGAUGCUGUAGCCUGUGAACUGUGAUCUCUUGGUGGGGGACCAUGCUUGCAGGGCCUAUUCUAGGUCCGGCCCAAGGCCAGGCUGAGUUCAGCUGAGAUCAGAGAAUACCCAGAGCUCCUGCCCCACUGCACUCAGAUCUCUUCCUGUGACAAAUGCCCUGCCAGCAGGCGGUGGCCUCUGAACAUGCUGGCUGGACAAAAGACGAGGUUCUGGUGGCAGCAUGAAGCAACUCUCCUCUAGAACGAUGCUAACUGAUUUUCUAGGUUUUAUGCUAAAAUAGCCUGUAAAACUUAAACUUUAGAUUUUUUAAACAGCAUUAGAGUAGGAUCCACUGUGGGUCUGGUUUGUUCACUUCUAAUUUAACUUUUAAACUUCAAGUUACCUGCAGCCUUGCAAGAAGAACCUGUUUUCUCAUCUUACCGGCUUUUUAUAAAAUAAAGCCCGAGUCAUAAAUAAAGUUUUGUUCCCAA
Molecule: messenger RNA, 2544 nt
Organism: Cavia porcellus (domestic guinea pig)
Lineage: Eukaryota; Metazoa; Chordata; Mammalia; Rodentia; Caviidae
Gene: Cdt1
Product: chromatin licensing and DNA replication factor 1
Exons: 10
Coding region: 121-1773 (550 amino acids)
Biological process (GO): DNA replication preinitiation complex assembly; mitotic cell cycle; DNA replication checkpoint signaling
Cellular component (GO): nucleus
Molecular function (GO): DNA polymerase binding; DNA binding
Source: RefSeq, a predicted model, not a curated record